CCCAUUAGCGUCAAAUCACGGGCAGUGGUUCGGCACCCCUUUGGGCCUCCAACGACCGUGUCCUCGGGUCAGCAUAUCUAUCAAACUCCAUCGUUCUUGUCUAAGUUCAAUCUCCCUUUCCUCUUCUUCUUCUUCUUCUUCUCUCUCUCUCUCUCUCUCUCUCUCUCCCCGCAGUCUUCUCUCUUGUUUAGUAGUUCUACACCCGACUACCAGAAUUUUCGGCCUCCAUAUCAAUCUCGGCAUUUCUCUCAUCAGUCAACGACAAUCCCAUUGGAUCUACUCUAAAAUUCAUUGGCCUUCGAUUCCAUCUUGAUCCGUCAUCGAUCUAUAGUAGUUUCUGCAAAAUUCUCUUCAUUUCUUUCCUUAUCAUUUUGAACAUUGGUUUCUAAUCGGGAGGGGACAAAAUUUGUAGCUGAAUUUUGGGGUGGAUCGAUUUAGAACAUGGGUUUCUAAUCGUGAGGGGACAAAAUUUGUAGCUGAAUUUUGAGGUGGAUCGAUGGAGUGGGCGACGUUGCAGCAUCUGGAUCUCCGGCACGCCGGCCGCAGCUCCAAACCCUUGCAGCCACAUGCCGCCGCAUUUCACCCGUCCCAGGCCCUCGUUGCCGCCGCCGUCGGCAACCACAUCAUUGAGCUUGAUGCAUAUACUGGAUGCAAGAUCGCGUCGAUUGACAUCGGUUCUCCUGUUGUUCAAAUGUCUUACAGUCCCAUUGGCGGGCACUCCGUGAUUGCUAUACUCGAGGAUUGUACAAUUAGAUCCUGUGAUUUUGACAGUGAGCAGACGUGUGUAUUGCAUUCACCUGAAAAGAGAACGGAACAAAUUUCUACUGACACAGAAGUCCAUCUUGCUUUGACCCCUCUCCAACCCAUAGUAUUUUUUGGUUUCCACCGCCGGAUGAGUGUGACAGUUGUUGGAACUGUUGAAGGGGGAAGGGCUCCAACAAAAAUAAAGACAGACCUGAAGAAGCCUGUAGUAAAUCUUGCUUGCCAUCCUCGUCUUCCUCUGCUGUAUGUUGCUUAUGCAGAUGGGUUGAUUCGAGCUUACAACAUUCAUACUUACGCUGUUCAUUACACACUACAACUUGAUAACACCAUUAAGCUCCUUGGUGCUGGUGCAUUUGCAUUUCAUCCAACUUUGGAAUGGAUUUUUGUUGGAGAUAGACGGGGUACACUUCUGGCAUGGGAUGUCUCCACUGAGCGACCUAAUAUGAUUGGGAUUAUACAAGUGGGCUCACAACCGAUCACAUCAGUUUCUUGGCUGUCCACGUUAAGGCUACUUGUCACUUUAUCAAAGGAUGGAGCUCUUCAAGUGUGGAAAACACGAGUGAUGCUAAAUCCUAACAGACCUCCUAUGCAAGCAAAUUUUUUUGAAGCUGCUGCAAUUGAAUCCCUUGACAUCCUUCGCAUUCUUUCUCAGGCGGGCGGAGAGGCGGUUUAUCCCCUUCCACGUAUAAAAUCGUUAGAAGUUCACUCAAAAUUGAAUUUAGCAGCAUUGCUUUUUGCAAACAUAACUGGUGGAGACAAUCGGAAAAAUAGAGCUGCAUACACUAGGGAAGGAAGGAAACAUCUGUUUGCAGUUCUACAAAGUGCAAGGGGAUCUUCAGCUUCUGUUUUGAAGGAAAAGCUUUCAUCACUUGGAUCGUCUGGAAUUUUAGCUGACCACCAGCUUCAAGCACAACUACAAGAACAGCAUUUGAAAGGGGAAAGUCAGUUGACUAUAACAGACAUUGCACGCAAAGCUUUCCUUUACAGUCAUUUUAUGGAAGAACAUGCCAAGAGUACUCCAAUAUCUCGGUUACCUCUCAUUACUGUUUUAGAUACUAAACAUCAUCUGAAAGACGUUCCUGUGUGCCAGCCAUUUCAUUUGGAGCUAAAUUUCUUCAAUAGAGAGAAUCGAGUUCUUCAAUAUCCCGUGAGGGCUUUUUACUUGGAGGGUGCAAACCUUAUGGCAUAUAAUCUCUGCUCUGGAGUAGAUAAUAUCUACAAGAAGCUGUACACCUCAAUUCCUGGAAAUGUGGAAUUCCAACCCAAACACUUGCUUUACAGCAAUAAGCAGCACCUAUUUCUUGUUGUUUAUGAGUUCAGUGGUGCUACAAAUGAAGUAGUUCUCUAUUGGGAAAAUACUGAUGCCAAGUCAGCGAAUAGAAAAGAAAGCACAAUCAAGGGUCGAGAUGCUGCAUUUAUUGGUCCUAAUGAAAACCAAUUCGUAAUUCUUGACGAGGACAAGACUGGGCUUGCUUUAUAUGUUCUUCCUGGAGGGGCUUCACAAGAGGUUGGUAAGAAGAAUGUCUUAGAUGAACAAAGCCAGGCUGCAGAUCUUAACAUUGGUUCAGUGAAGGGACCACUGCAGUUUCUUUUCGAAACGGAAGUUGAUUGUAUCUUUUCAACCCCCAUAGAAUCAACUAUGCUGUUUGCUUCUCAUGGGGACCAGAUUGGCCUGGCUAAGCUUGUUCAGGGUUACCGCCUAUCAAAUUCUGAUGGUCAUUAUAUAUCCACAAAGGGUGAGGGGAGAAAGGCAAUCAAGUUGAAAGUAAAUGAGAUUGUCCUCCAGGUUUGCUGGCAAGAAACUCUUCGAGGCUAUGUCGCAGGGGUAUUAACAACUCAAAGGGUUCUUAUUCUUUCAGCAGAUCUGGAUAUACUGGCUAGCAGUUCUACAAAAUUCGAUAAAGGGCUUCCUUCAUUUAGAUCUCUUCUCUGGGUUGGACCUGCACUUUUGUUUUCAACUACCACUUCCAUCAGCAUGCUUGGGUGGGAUGGAAUAGUCAGGACAAUUCUUUCCACUAGUAUGCCUGCUGCAGUGCUGGUUGGUGCUUUGAAUGAUCGGUUAUUGCUCGCAAACCCUACGGCAAUAAAUCCCAGACAAAAGAAGGGGAUUGACAUAAAGAGCUGUCUUGUUGGGCUCCUUGAACCUCUUCUUAUUGGAUUUGCCACAAUGCAGCAUAAUUUUGAGCAGAAGCUAGACCUGUCUGAAAUCUUGUACCAGAUAACGUCAAGGUUUGACAGCUUGAGGAUAACUCCAAGAUCUCUUGAUAUCCUUGCUAGUGGUUCUCCAGUUUGUGGAGAUCUUGCUGUAUCAUUAUCCCAAGCAGGUCCACAGUUUACCCAGGUGUUGCGAGGAAUCUAUGCGAUCAAAGCUCUCCGGAUUUCCACUGCUUUGUCUGUUUUAAAAGAUGAGUUUUUGCGCUCUAGAGAUUAUCCACAAUGCCCACCAACAUCUCAUUUGUUUCACCGGUUUCGCCAGUUGGGAUAUGCCUGUAUCAAGUAUGGCCAGUUCGAUAGUGCGAAAGAAACGUUUGAAGUUAUAGCAGACUACGAAAGUAUGCUUGACCUAUUCAUUUGCCACCUUAACCCGAGUGCGAUGAGGCGCCUUGCUCAGAAAUUAGAGGAAGAAGGUGCUGAUUCAGAGUUAAGGAGAUAUUGUGAAAGGAUAUUAAGAGUCCGUUCUACUGGAUGGACACAAGGGAUUUUCGCCAAUUUUGCUGCUGAAAGCAUGGUUCCUAAAGGAACUGAAUGGGGAGGAGGCAAUUGGGAAAUCAAGACACCCACAAACUUAAAGUCCAUACCACAAUGGGAACUGGCAACAGAGGUUAUGCCAUACAUGAGAACAGAUGAUGGUACUAUCCCAUCCAUUGUGACGGACCAUAUUGGUGUUUACCUUGGGUUAAUAAAAGGAAGAGGUAAUGUUGUGGAAGUCAGGGAAGGUAGUUUGAUCAAAGCACUUAAGCCUGCAGGUAUGGAUGUUACGGCGAACGGCAUUCACACGCCUCUUGCUACAUCUAUACCUAGCAAAUCCAAGGGCGCGGCGGAUGGUGAUUCCUUGAUGGGCCUAGAAAGCCUUAAACAACUUACGGGUACCAGUGUGGCAGAUGAACAGGCGAAAGCUGAAGAAGAAUUUAAGAAAACCCUGUACGGCUCUGCUGAUGGUAGCAGCAGUGAUGAGGAGGGAACUUCAAAAGCUAAGAAAUUACACAUUAGAAUUCGGGACAAACCAGUUGCAUCUGCGACCGUGGAUGUAAAUAAGAUCAAAGAAGCCACGAAGCAGUUUAAGCUUGGUGAUGGGUUGGGCCUACCAAUAAGUAGGACCAAGUCAUCAACCAGUGGAUCUCAAGAUCUUGACCUGCUUGUCACUCCAUCUGUUUCUGCAACCACUGGAAGUAUGACAGGUCCCACAUUUUCUACCCCUGUGGAUCCUUUUGGAAGUGACUCACUGGCCCAACCUGCCUCUGUUUCACAACCUGGCUCCUCCGUGACAGGUGGUGGAGUUGUAGCUGGGCCAAUCCCAGAAGACUUUUUCCAGAAUACAAUAUCAUCCGUCCAUGUCGCAGCAUCAUUGCCUCCUCCUGGGACUUACCUGUCAAGGAUGGAUCAGAAUUUUCAAGGGGCUCAAAGCAACCCAGUUGCACCUAAGCAGGUUGGUGCUCCUGUAGCUGAUGUUGGUCUUCCUGGGGGUGGUGUUCCCCCUCAAGCCACUCAAGUACCUGUUUCUCUUGAGUCCAUUGGACUUCCGGAUGGUGGAGUUCCACCACGACCUGUGGCUCAGCCCACUGUCCUUACAGGAUCUCAGGUUCAGGCAGCUCAGUUGACAGUCUCCUCCCAACCCCUUGAUCUUAGCUCACUUGAACCCCCAGGAUCUUUUAGUGCAGGAAAAUCUCAACCACGUCCAGAUUCUCCUCCAAAAUCUGUGCGCCCUGGACAGGUUCCUCGAGGGGCUGCUGCUCCAUUUUGUUUCAAGACUGGACUUGCACACCUGGAGCAGAAUCAACUCCCAGAUGCAUUGUCUUGUUUUGAUGAAGCUUUUCUGGCACUGGCCAAGGAUCAAUCUCGAGGAGCUGACAUUAGAGCUCAAGCAACAAUCUGUGCUCAGUAUAAGAUUGCAGUUACUCUCCUACAGGAAAUCGGACGACUGCAGAAAGUCCAAGGGCCCAGUGCCAUAAGUGCAAAAGAUGAGAUGGCAAGACUGUCGCGCCACCUGGGCUCAUUGCCUCUUCUGGCAAAACACCGAAUUAACUGCAUCCGAACUGCCAUUAAACGGAACAUGGAGGUACAGAAUUACGCUUAUUCCAAACAGAUGCUUGACCUUCUCCUAUCUAAAGCUCCUGCAAACAAGCAAGAUGAGUUGAGAAGCCUGAUUGACAUUUGUGUGCAAAGGGGUUCAACCAACAAAUCAAUCGAUCCGUUGGAAGACCCAUCCCAGUUCUGUGCUGCCACACUUAGUCGUUUGUCAACUAUUGGGUAUGAUGUUUGCGAUCUCUGUGGGGCCAAAUUCUCGGCCCUUUCGGCUCCUGGAUGCAUUAUCUGUGGUAUGGGAAGCAUUAAAAGAUCAGAUGCAAUUUCAGGGCCUGUUCCUUCACCCUUUGGCUGAGAAUUAUUUGGUACCUUGCUCCAAAUCAAUUUGCUGCAUGUUUUUCCCUCAUGUAAAGCUCGACACUACAAGUUAGGAUAAAUUUCCUCAUUACGGUUAUUAGGGGGUGGUUGUGUAUGGUGUAUGAUUUCCUUGUGUAUUUAGAUAAGUAAUUGUGUUCCCGUUGUCCUCAUGAGUGUGUAUCAUUCCGAUGUUUUGUAAUGCAAUCCCCCCCAUUUUCCCCCCUUGUUAUACACCUCUUUGUUCUGAGAUGAUGUUUAUUAUCGCUGCUGGGUUUACAGCUGCUUUGUUUCCAGUA
Messenger RNA from Rhododendron vialii, 5657 nucleotides. RefSeq lists its product as uncharacterized. Lineage: Eukaryota; Viridiplantae; Streptophyta; Magnoliopsida; Ericales; Ericaceae. Bases 497 to 5359 code for a protein of 1620 amino acids. The transcript is spliced from 24 exons. Gene Ontology annotation, cellular component: autophagosome membrane. Gene Ontology annotation, biological process: autophagosome assembly. The record is from RefSeq and is a predicted model, not a curated record. Gene Ontology annotation, molecular function: protein binding.